AUGGUAUCGACAUUAAAUGAACGCGAUAUCGUUAUGGCGAUGGAGGCAAUGGCUAAAGAUAAAAAUUUAAGCCUCCGGAAAGCUGCCAAGAUUUACAAUAUUACUCAUACGACACUCAUGCGUAGAAUGAAAGGGAUCACUCCUGCCUCCGAAUAUCGUCAAAAACAGCAUAAAAUUACUAAAAUUGAAGAGGAGGUUAUUAUUCAGCAUAUAAUCGAUAUGGAUGAGCGAGGAUUUAAUCCUAAAUUCAUAAGUGUUGAAAGUAUGGCGAAUCACAUUCUUGAAUCGAGGGGUGGAAAGCGUAUUGGUAAACAAUGGGCAUAUCGAUUCGUGAAUCGAUACAAUAUUCUAAAAACGCAUUUUAAUCAUGCCUACGAUUUCCAAAGAGCUCUCUGCGAGGAUCCUAAGCUUAUUAAUAAGUGGUUUCAAUUAUUCAAAAAUAUAAAGGCAAAAUAUGGAAUACAGGAUGUACUAAAACGCACAUAUAGCAAGCAAAUUGAGGGAAUGGAUAUUCGAAUCUGUACACCUACUCCUCCUUCGCUUCCUCCGAGUCAUAUACCCGAUUGGGUCUCACAAACACCUCACAAUGCUAUCGAAGCUCUUUCACAAGCAUUUUUAGUACGAUCUAUUAUUGCUCAAUAUCAUUCUAGCUCUUUUACACCUAUAUUUAAGGCUACAGAUCCUUUAAUUAAAGAUGUAGAAUACCUAGCUAGUACUGUCACGAUUUUAGCUUUUGAGAAUCACGAUCUUCGAUUGGCAAAUACAGGAUUAAGUAAACGUUGA
Messenger RNA from Sclerotinia sclerotiorum 1980 UF-70, 783 nucleotides. RefSeq lists its product as hypothetical. The record is from RefSeq and is a predicted model, not a curated record. Gene Ontology annotation, molecular function: DNA binding. The transcript has 3 exons. The coding region runs from base 1 to 783 and encodes 260 amino acids. Lineage: Eukaryota; Fungi; Ascomycota; Leotiomycetes; Helotiales; Sclerotiniaceae.